CAGAAGCCUCCUUUUUCCUCAGGGCUAGCUCUACAUAGCCCAUGAAGCAGGCAUGUCAGUUCCCUGAGGUCCAACUGUCUAUUUGUCAGCGGAUGCCCAGGACUCACAAGAUCUCUCAGGGGAGCGCAUGUGAGUGGGUGCUGAGUUCGAAGUACAUUGGGUGAAUCAUUCUUUCUGUUGCUCUCUACACGGCCUGAAGCAAUAAUUGCUUCACUUCCUCCUCCUCCUCAAACCUCUCCACAGGCCCCAUCUUAGAGUGGGUUCAGCAACAACUUCUGCUUUCUUUGUCAAACCACCGAUAAGGCCAUCCCUUGUUGACAAGAAAGGUACGGCGGAGUGGGGGAAAAAAUUGCCUUGUUAUGGUUUAGGCUUUUGAAAUGGAUCCCAAGCAUUUCAUCCUAAUGCUCUUCUGUGGCUACUUGACAAACACAAGUCUAACAGAAACACAGGCAUACUCAACAGUCUCACCUCAGACGACUCCUUUUAAAUCAUCAAUAUCAGAUACAUCAGCUAAUUUUGGAAAUGGAACAGAGAACCCUCUCAGUCAACCAUUACAAUUGAUCAACACUCCUUCAGGACUACCACCACCAUCACCCACCUCCCAGACCUCUGGGCAACCACCAAUUUCACCUGUCCCUGGAUCCUCUGGACAACUACCAGCAUCAGCUGUUCUCACUUCCUCUGGACAACCACCAUUAUCAUCCAUCCCCAAGUCUUCUGGUCAAACACCAGUGUCACCUGUCCCCAAGCCCUCCAGUCAGCCAAUAGCAUCACUUGUCUUCAAUUCCACAAGGCAACCACCAGAAUCACCCACCCAUAACUCCUCCAGUCAAUCACCAGGACCACCAGCCCUCAACUCCUCCAGUCAAUCACCAGCAUCAUCUGUCCCCAACUCCACUAGGCAAUCACCAGCAUCAUCUGGCCCCAGCUCCACCAGGCAACCACCUGUAACAACAGUCCACAGCUCCUCCAAGAAACCACCAGCAUCUUCAUUUGGCCCCAGCUCCACUAGGCAGUCAGCAUCAACAGUCGUUACUCCAGAAUUCUACGAAGAAAAGAAUAACAAUCCCCCCCAAACAAAACCUCAAAGCUCUACAGCCAAUUCAAUAGCUGGUGUGUUGAUUGGUACAAUUCUAACUUCUAUGAUCGUCACUAUAUUUAUGAUUGUACUCUGGAAAUGCUUUAGAAAACCAAUCCUCAAUGACCAAAACUGGGCUGGCCGGUCUCCCUUUGCCGAUGGAGUAACUCCAGAUAUGUCUAUGGACUAUAGCACAGAAAAUGGAAAAUCCAUAAAACGUUCAUCAAUUGUUUCACUCGAGAUAUGGAAACCAAACAAAAGCAUGCUCUUAGCAGAUGACCUGGAUGUUAAAUUGUUUGACUCAAGUGAAAAUCUUGAUGAAUGUCCUAAGUCAGAUGUGGAGAAAAUGAAAGACCACCCAAAUGGGACAUCAGACGAGAGUGCUGACGGAUCGACAGUUGGCACUGCUAUUUCUUCUUCAGAGGAGACGGAAGUGACUCCAGCUCCUCCUCUUCUUGACUUAGAUGGGCCAGAAAAUCAGAAGCCUGACUCAUCUAACUCACUUGAAAAUGAUUUCUCUCAUCUACCGCCUCCUCUGGACUGUCUCGACUCUGCGGGCGGGCAGCCAAUUCCUCCUCUCUCUGACCCUUCCCAGCUGCCCCCUCCUCCAGAAGCACUCCUCAAAGACCAGGAGGAAUACAGCUCAGAAGUUCAGAAUGCAGCUUCCCCCGCAUUACAGACCCAGUGUCCUACUCCUGAUGACUCUAGUCAACAGGCUUUGGAUGAGUCACUGCCGCCACCACCUGCAGAGUUAUCAUAAACGAUCACAGCUUGCUGAUGGGAAGACUUUUACAAAAGAUUAGCUUUAUUUUUUCCCCUUUCAAUGAUGGGGAAAAUGAACUGCCACCCAACUUAGACUUCCAUUCAAACUGCUUAAAACUCUCUUAAAUUCAUGUAAAUAUUAAAAAGUGCUUCCCCUGGAGUAGGAAGUCUUGUCAGACACUUGACUAUUUGCUGAGUUUGGCACAGUAUCUAACUGCUAAAUUUCAAAGCACAGAAAAUAUCUGCUUAAUGUUUAAAGUUAACAGAUAGCUCUCUGCUCAGGAGUUUUACAAGCCAGUUGUCCCCUUUACAGUAAUAAAAGAGGGCCUGUAACAACAAGGAGUUGUACUAAAUUUCUUAGAAGUUAUAAUCCAUAAAAUGUCAUCAUUUUCUAAGAUGUUUAUAUCCAUUUCUUCAAUUGAAUUAAAACAUUUUAAAUGUA
This is a messenger RNA of Vombatus ursinus (common wombat), 2282 nucleotides long. It is a transcript of the gene EVI2B, whose product is annotated as ecotropic viral integration site 2B. The transcript is spliced from 2 exons. NCBI's taxonomy places the organism in Eukaryota, Metazoa, Chordata, Mammalia, Diprotodontia, Vombatidae. Bases 378 to 1838 code for a protein of 486 amino acids. Gene Ontology annotation, biological process: positive regulation of neutrophil differentiation; regulation of stem cell division. The record is from RefSeq and is a predicted model, not a curated record.